Messenger RNA from Bicyclus anynana (squinting bush brown), 1041 nucleotides. Its product is annotated as dynein regulatory complex protein 9-like. The transcript has 7 exons. Gene Ontology annotation, biological process: cilium organization. Bases 1 to 1041 code for a protein of 346 amino acids. NCBI's taxonomy places the organism in Eukaryota, Metazoa, Arthropoda, Insecta, Lepidoptera, Nymphalidae. Gene Ontology annotation, molecular function: protein binding. The record is from RefSeq and is a predicted model, not a curated record. Gene Ontology annotation, cellular component: motile cilium; cytoplasm.
AUGAAGGUUUUAAUCCUAAUACUUUAUAGUUCUAGCUUGUCUUUCUUGCAAGCAGGAUUAUUUGCUACAAUAUUAGAAGAUGCAAUAAUUGAAAUCCGCAUAUUGGUGGAAUGUAACAAUGAAUUACGAGUGAUCAAGACAAAAUCUGAUAUGGGUUUGCUAUUAGCAUUAAAAUAUGGAGUGUUAGUGCCCAAAGUGAUAGAUGAAUUAGACGAAAUUGAUUCUAAUAAACUGGAUUGUAACGAGUAUAAGUUAAAAAAACUUGAUAAAAGUUGGUCCAUGAUGGCAUUAACGGAUACUUACAUAUCUCUUAUAAGAAGCAACACAUUUGAAGCUUUAGAAGAUAAUGUUAAUAAAGUUGUUAAUUUAGACAAAUAUCGCGAGGACAUCCUUGAUUCGGAAUCUAAGAACAGAGUAUUACGUCGUGAACUAAACAAACAAUUGAGACAACAACGUAACCAUAUAAAAACAGUUAUCUAUGAUACUAACAGUACAAUUGAUAAACUCAGAGCUGAAGUCGAAGAUGCUAAUCUUAAUGCAGAAAUCCGUAGUAGGUACGUUGAUUAUUGGCAAAAUGCUCGUACUGAACAGCAUUUAACACAAAUUCAAAAUGUGGAAGCGACACCAACAACCAUCAUAGAAUAUUAUAAACAGAGGGCUUACUAUGAACAGAGAGUUCAUAGUGAAGUGGAGCUAUUAACCAAUAUUACCAUUAACGAAACUCUUGAAAAGAUUGAGAUGUGGAUGAAUAAAUAUGAUAAAGAUAUGGAAAACUUAGAUUUAAAAAUACAAAUCAAGAAGAAUGAUUACCAAGAUAUGCUAGACAAACGAAUCAACUUGGAAGAUACGAUAGAAAAACAUGAUAUAGCAAUGAAAGCAUGGAAUUCUUUCAAAGAAGAACGUGAGAAGGCACGUUUAUAUGUAAAAACUAUGACGGACUCUGCAAUAGUUAUUCAGGCUUGGUGGAGAGGGUUAUUAGUACGCAAACAACUUGGGCCAUUCAAGGUUGCUAAGAAGAAGGGCGAAAAGAAAAAGAAGUAG